AUGAAUACAGCUAAUUUUAUAACUUUGAACACGGCUAGUUUCAAAGAAUGCUACAAAAUUGGAAAAUAAUUGGGAUCAGGUGCUUACGGAGAGGUUCGAUUGUGUGUCCAUCGAGAAACGGGGGCAUAGAGAGCUGUUAAAGUGCUGAAACGAGCAUAAAUGGACUAGGAGGAAGAAAUGAUGUUAGCUGAUGAAAUUAGCAUUCUUAGAGAACUUGUAAGUUCAUCUGAUUUGAUAAUGGACAAUAAAUUAGGAUCAUCCAAACAUUAUCAAAAUAUUUGCAAAGGAGGAGAACUGUUUGAUGAGCUUUCCUCGCGUAAGAAAUUCUCAGAAAGAGAUGCAGCAUUGAUUAUGCACACCAUUUUAAUGGUUGUAAAUUACUGCCAUCAAAAGAACAUUGUACAUAGAGACUUAAAACCUGAAAACAUUUUGCUUGAAGCAAGCAAAGACUAUGAUCAGAUAAAAAUAAUUGAUUUCGGUUCUGCAACUCGAUAAAUUCCUAGCAAGGAUUUACCCCGUCCUAGAUUUUUGGAUUAAAAAGUAGGUACUCCAUAUUAUAUAGCUCCAGAAGUUUUAAAACAGCAAUACAAUCAUUUGUGUGAUCUAUGGUCAUGCGGGGUCAUAGCAUAUGUUCUUUUAUGUGGAAUACCUCCUUUUAACGGUAAAUCAGACUAAGAGAUUAUGAAGAAGGUAAAGAUUGGCAAGUUCACAUUUCACGAAACCCUUUGGGGCACGAUUUCAGAAACUGCCAAGGACUUCAUUACAAAGCUGCUUCAAUAUGAUCCAGAGAAGAGAAUGACUGCUGAAGAGGCUAUUCAGCAUAAAUGGAUAACCUUGAAUCUCACUGAAAUUAUCUACGAAUAAAUAGACUAGAUUCAGGCUUAAGGAGCACUUGCUAACUUGAAGACUUUCAGAGCUGAUUAAAAGCUGAAAUAGGCUACCUAUACUUAUAUAGUAACCCAGUUACUAAGCAAAUCUGAAAAGGAGCAUCUUUCAAAAAUAUUUAAAGCAAUAGACAUCGAUGGCGAUGGGUAAUUAUCUAAAGAUGAAAUUAUGAAGGGAUACGAGAGAUUUUUCGGGCAUAAUUUAAAUAUGGAAGAUGUAGAGAAGAUUUUUGAUUGCGUGGAUCUGAACUAGAAUAACUACAUUGACUAUUCAGAGUUUUUGAUAGCGACAAUGAAUGAGAAACAGCUUCUCACUACAGAGAAGCUAGCUACUGCAUUUAAAAUGUUCGACAAAGAUGCAAGUGGAUUAAUCAGCAAAGAGGAAAUCAAUGAAGUACUCAGUUAUGAAAAUGUACUAUCUAUAGAGACAAUGAAGGAAAUAAUGAAACAGCUUGAUGAAAAUCUAGAUGGAGAAAUUACAUUUGAAAAAUUCACAUAGAUGAUGAAGAAGUGA
Molecule: messenger RNA, 1398 nt
Organism: Stylonychia lemnae
Lineage: Eukaryota; Ciliophora; Spirotrichea; Sporadotrichida; Oxytrichidae
Source: the annotation of a GenBank genome assembly